UCAUCUUAGAAUCCAUCUACAAAACAAUACGUCUACAGUUACUCCUCACUUUCUCUUCUCUCGUGCUUUAUCCGUCCAUUCUCUCUCUCAAUCUCAUUUCUCUGUCUCUGCUUCCUCUUCUUCGAUCUCACCCUGAAUUCCCUGGACAAUCAUCAUGGCUGACAAAGGAGGAAAAUCAUGUCCCAUAUGCACUGAGGAUAUGGACCUGACUGAUCAGCAGCUGAAGCCAUGCAAAUGUGGUUAUGAGAUUUGUGUCUGGUGUUGGCAUCACAUAAUGGAAAUGGCACAGAAGGAUGAAACUGAGAGCCGUUGUCCUGCCUGUCGUUCACCUUAUGACAAAGAACGUAUUGUGACAAUGGCAGCAAACUGUCAAAGAUUGGUAGCUGAAAUGAAUUCACAGCAUAAAAAGAAAAUGCAGAAAUUGAAUUUGAAGCCUAAAUCAGUGGAUGGAAGGAAACAUCUUAGUGAUGUUAGAGUCAUUCAACGCAACCUAGUGUACAUAAUUGGGCUGCCUCUAAACCUUGCAGAUGAAGAACUACUUCAGCGCAGGGAAUACUUUGGCAGGUAUGGAAAGGUUAUGAAAGUGUCAAUAUCUCGAACAGCAAAUGGCAUAAUCCAACAUUCUGCAAACAGCAGCUGUUGUGUGUAUAUAACAUACUCUAAAGAAUCUGAAGCAGUUCAAUGUAUUCAAUCAGUGCAUUGUUUUGUAUUAGAAGGUAGACCCUUGAGGGCUUGUUUUGGAACCACAAAGUAUUGCCAUGCAUGGUUGAGAAAUGUGCCUUGCAGCAAUAGAGAUUGUUUAUAUCUACAUGAUCAUGGUUCUCACGAGGAUAGCUUUACCAAAGAUGAACUAGUUUUAGCAUUUGCUAGGAGUAGAGUCCAACAAAUCAUUGGUGCUACAAAUAAUUUGCAUCGGCGUACAGGGAAUGUUUUACCUCCACCAGUAGAUAAUCCUAAACAUAUGUCAUCAGCCACCAAACUAGUGUCCCAAAGUCCUUUAGAUAAAUGUGAGAACCAGAUUAAAGGAUUUGCUUCAGGUAUUGGGGCUGUCACUUCAACUGUGCUUCCUGCUGUGACCUCUUGGGUUAGGUGUGUGUCUGGCAAUCUUCCACAUGAUACAAGUUCAUCAUGUUCUGGUAAUCUGGCAAAUAGAAAGAUUGAGGCAUCUAAUGAUCCACAGGCCCUUGUGUCCGGAGUUGCUUCCACUGAAAGGUCUAUUAAUAUAAGAAAAUCAGGGGAAGCUGAAAAUAGCUCUGAUGUGUGUUCCAAUGGUGCCUUCGUACCUUCAGAGACGAACAACCAUAAUAGUGGUGGAAAUUCUAAAACAUGUGAGUCAAGUGUUUUCAAUGAAGUUACUUUGGAGAAAUUUCCUGGCAUUGUAUUGCCUAACUGUGAAACAUAUGUGGCAGCUUUUAUGGACAAUGAUCAAGAUACUGUAGCACCUUCUGUGAGCACAGGCUUCCUGGAGCUCUCCAGGCAACAUGAUUUCAAUAUUGAUACUGCAGUUGGCAUUAAUUCAAAUGGGGAUGUUCAUGGCUUAUGUUCAGGGUUAUCAUCUAUUAGCAUUAAUAUUCAUCUAGAAGAUUCGUAUUUAACUCCUGAUUCAGACGGAUUACCUUUUACUCGUAACUCAAUCGAUUCCUCUCUAGGGCAGCAUUUACAGCAAGAUAAUGAGUAUUCAACAGAACAUUCAUCCACACCAGCAUUUUGGGAAGAUAUCAUUGUGGAUGACGUACUAAACAUAGACUCUAAACAACAAAAAUUCAGCAAAGGCAUCAAUUAUUCGUCAUCAUCUGGGCUCCAUUCUAGUUGUCUACCUCAGAAUGUAAACCACUCAAGCCAUCAACCAUUUCAGCAAGAUCAAAUUUGUCACCAGAAUCAUUUCAGAAAACCUUCUACUGAGUCUUUUAAUGAACACUUGGAGACAGGACAUGUUAAAUAUGGGGAGAGUAAAGAUAAUGGUGCAGGUGUUGAUAGUAUGGUUGCUUCAGACAUGGGAGAGAACAACAUUAUAUCUGAUAUUUUGUCUUUAGAAUUAGAUGCAUGGGAAGGUUCAUUAGUUAAUUUGUUGGGUGAGAGUGAUGAACUGUACAGACCCUUUAAAGCACCUAUUUUGCGGAAAGUCCAAGACAAAAAUCAGUCAAGGUUUUCCUUUGCAAGACAGGAUGAUUUCAUGAAUGGGGCAUCUAAUUUGCUGCAAUCAUUUGCGGUUACUGGACGGGAUCCUGAAGGGAACUUUUCAUCAGGUGCUUUAAUGGGAAACAAAGAUACACUCACUGGAAAAUACCCACAUGUCUUCCCAUCUGGCAAUUCUGUACCAUCAGAUAAACUUGUUGGAAGUCAGUCUUUGGUGCCAUCUAAUUUUUCCUUGUCAAAAACUCACUCAUCAGGCCCACCAGGAUUUUCAUUGUCCGGCAGAAUACCUCCAGGGUUUUCGAAUGGGAGAGUAGAACCGGAUAGUAAUACUUCUGUGAAACAUUUGCAGCAGCAGUAUGUUUCUCCAACUGGAAAUAUUGGCAGCAUGGGAGAUGAUUUUAACAAUCAUGCGGUAUUGAACUUUGGUAAGGGCAUAUUGACUGAAAGGCUGAAUAAUGCUUCUUUUGACAUGAGGCAAACAUCGCUUCCACAGUUUAUUCCUGGUGAGGAUGAUCCUAGACUUAAGCUGUUAAUGCAACAAUCCACACCUACACAGAAUUUUAGACUUCCAGAUCAUGUUGGAAAUAGCUUUCCCCCCCAAAAUGAGUCUUAUAGAAUUUCCUCAAGGUUUCUUGAUCAAUUUCCGUCUAACAGUCCGUCAAUUUAUGAACAAUUACAUUCUCAACAGUUCAGUAGUAAUACUCUUCCAUCAAAUAACCAGUGGGGUAGUUGGAAUGAUGCCAAGAAUUUCAGUGACCUGUCUAUAUCUGAAGUAAUGAAUAACGAGAGAGUGGGAUUUAGUAAUUUCAUGCCUAGUUAUGAGAAUAUCAAGUUUUAAGCACCUGCAACUAGAUCAGUGAUGGUGACAGUUUUGUCUCAACUGGAAUUCCUCUUCAAUGCACUAUGGGCCCUCAGAUGACAGUCCAUGUGGACCAAACCUUGUCUCAAAAAUCAGAAAUUCCUUGAUUUGGCUGAAAUUAUGUCCUAGUAAUGUCAUGUAAAAGAGUAUCUUGAGACCCAUUUCAAAUCAGUUUAGAAUUUGAAUGCUCUGAAUUCCAUUCACAAUUCUGCUAUCAAAUGGUCAGUGGUAUCAACCACCUUGUGCUUAGCUUCAUUACCAAGCGCUAGAAUCUGUGUUUUCCUUCAUUAUGGUAGGCAGACAUUACUGGCAAAUGGUGUCAAUUUUUCUGGGUUACAGAUGGCUUGGCCUCCGAGUAUUUUAUGGAUAAUUACUUGUUCUCCUCCAUCUCCGCAGUUGGGUCACAAUUAGUUUAUGCCAUCAAACUGCAGAAACUGACAAAGAGCCAAGAUGAUAAGCGUUAAUGAAUGGGGAAUUCCUGCUUAGAGUGGUGAAAAAGCCCAUAUAUUUGAUGUUUUCUUCGUCCCCGAAACAGUUUGUCCUGAUUUUGUUACUAAGUCGAACUUGGAAUUAUACACUGGUAAUGUACUUCAUUUAUGUGUGUGAAUAUAUAUAAAUAUAGAUUUUAAUUUCUUAAUAA
Molecule: messenger RNA, 3635 nt
Organism: Glycine soja
Lineage: Eukaryota; Viridiplantae; Streptophyta; Magnoliopsida; Fabales; Fabaceae
Product: general negative regulator of transcription subunit 4-like
Exons: 14
Coding region: 155-2974 (939 amino acids)
Biological process (GO): protein ubiquitination
Cellular component (GO): CCR4-NOT complex
Molecular function (GO): RNA binding; ubiquitin-protein transferase activity
Source: RefSeq, a predicted model, not a curated record